Molecule: messenger RNA, 516 nt
Organism: Emiliania huxleyi CCMP1516
Lineage: Eukaryota; Haptophyta; Isochrysidales; Noelaerhabdaceae
Exons: 5
Coding region: 1-516 (171 amino acids)
Source: RefSeq, a predicted model, not a curated record
AUGGCCCAGGCAUGUGAGGAGCAGGGUCCCAACGCGCUGAGCGGCGCGGCAGCGGCGGCCGAGGAGGCCGAGGCACAGGAGCGGCUCCUGCGGCCGCACGCGGGGACCCCAGAGCGUCGGCCAAGCUUCGGUUCGCGGCUGCGGCGCGCCUUUGCCGCCCUGGUCGUGCUUCCGGACCCGCAGGAGGAGGAGGAGGAGGCGCACGGGCCGGAGCUGCAGCUGACUCGCACCCACUCGGGCGCCGAGUGCGCAAUCUGCCUCGCAACCCUCGGCUCAUGCGCGCGCGCCGUCUCCGGCUUGCCGCUGGAGCCUGUCGCUGCGCCACGCCGCGGCGGCCGGCAGUACCGCUUCCUCGACCUCGGCGACUUCGGGAGGGCGGGGAUGCUGUACCUCCUCUCGUCAAACGAAGACCGCAAGACGGCCUCGAGCGCCGUGCUGAGCGAGCCCGGCUCCGUAGAGCUGAUGGGCUCCGCCACUUGGGAAGGCACCUACUUCGUCUUCAUCGACUGCAGCUGA